AUGUCAUACCAUCCAUCACGAAGCCCGGACCGUCACCACCCCCUGGACACCGGUGCAUGGCAGGCCGGAGGUGCACCGUUUCAUGUCCCUGUAGCAGCAGCCGAUCCACACCCUCGGGACGGACUGCCGGCCUGGAAGUGGUGGGCUUUGCUGGUCGCGAACUGCUCUCUCAGCAUCAUGCACGGAUACGACGUUAGCAAUGUCGCCAACAUCCAGGCGUCCAUCUACCGGGCCUUCGGACACAUGGAGCUGCUGCACUGGGUCGCCCUCAGCUACUCGGUCUGCAACAUCGCCUUCAUCCCCCUGGGCCGCAAGCUGUUCAAGUUCGCCGACUUCAAGACGCUGAACCUCGUGUCCAUGCUCUUCAUCAUCGCCGGCUCUGCGCUCGCCGGAGCCGCUCCCAACAUCCAGUCCAUCAUCGCCGGCCGCGGCCUCAUGGCUCUAGGAACUAGCGUCAUCUACCAAGGGAUCCUCAGCUUCAACAUCAUCUUCGCGUAUCCCCACGAACUCGGUCUGGUACAAGGCGUGAUCGGCGCGUGUUUUGCCGUGGGCCUGAUACUGGGUCCCAUUAUAGGAGGCGCCUUCGCAGCUAGCGAGCACGCGACGUGGCGAUGGGCAUUCUACCUCGUCAUCCCGCUGUGCGCCGUGAGCUUCGUGCUGCAAGCGCUGUUCUCGCCGCGGUACCGCGUGCCGGGGGGGCCCAAGUCGACGUGGGCGCACGUGCGGGAGAUCGACUGGCUCGGGGGCGCGCUGCACGCGGGGGUGUGCGUGCUGUUCGCGGUGGGGUGCGGGGCGCUGGGGUCCGCGGGCGCGGGCGCGGGCGGUGGCGGCGAGGCGGUGACGGCGGCGGCGGUCUGGGCCUUCUUCGGGCUCGCGGCCGCCGCGUACGCGGUGCAGCAGGCGUCGGGCGCCAGCGCCGAGCGCCGGCUGCUCGCGCCCUGCGCGCGGCUGCGCGACCGCGCCGUGCUGACCACCUGGGUCUGCACCGCGGCCGCGGCGGCCUCGUACGGCGUCGCGCUGUACUACACGCCCAUCUACUUCGCCUUCACGCGCGGCUGCGGGCCGCUGGCCGCCGCGGCCCGCCUGCUGCCCUUCGUCGGCGCCUUCGUCGGCGCCGUCGUGCUCGCCGGCGCGCUGCUCCCCGCCGCCCGCGUCUACCAGCCCUUCUUCGCCCUCGGCGCCGCCCUCCUGCUCGCCGGCGCCGCCGCCCUCCAGACCCUGCGCCCCGACUCCCCCGAGCCCGCCCUCAUGGCCUUCGAGGCCCUCGUCGCCGCCGGCGUCGGGCUCAACUGGCAGCUCGGCGUCGCCGUGUGCACCGCGCGGCUCCCCCGCGACGGCGGCGCCGACAAGGGCGCCGAGAUCGAGGCCCGCCUCGACCUCGCCCUGCUCAGCAACCUCGCCCAGCUCGGCGGCAUCGCCGCCGCCCUCGCCGUCGCCGGCAUGGUGUACGACAGCGUCGGCGCCCGCUCGCUGCGCCAGGCCGCGCGGGCCGGCGUCGCGCUCUCCGCCGCGGACAUCCGGGAGCUGCUGGCCGGCGUCGACUCGCCGCUGCUCGCGGCGGACGGCGACCCAGCGGUGCUGCGCGCCGCCGUGGCCGCCGUCACGGACGCGGUGCGGGCCUGCUUCGCCAUCCUGCUCGGCGCCGGGGCGCUGUGCUUCGUCGCCGCGUGCGCCAUGGAGUGGGAGGCGCUCGACUUCAAGCCGAAGCCGCAGUUGGCGGCAGCGGGCGCCGGUGGCGGUUCUGGCUCCACGCGGUGCGCUCCGGGGUACGCGGCGGACGGCACGCGGGACGGGAGGUCGACCGACGACGACGAUUUCCUGCUGAGGGAGCUGCCCGCGCGGCCGGGCACCGGUAGCGACGCCUCGGCUGUGACCGUCGGCGGCGAGCCGUCGAUCCUCCAGGAUCUGCCGCCCGCCCACCACGACCGGGUGUAA
Durotheca rogersii is the source of this 1935-nucleotide messenger RNA. RefSeq names its product MFS general substrate transporter. NCBI's taxonomy places the organism in Eukaryota, Fungi, Ascomycota, Sordariomycetes, Xylariales, Xylariaceae. Gene Ontology annotation, biological process: transmembrane transport. The transcript is spliced from 5 exons. The coding region runs from base 1 to 1935 and encodes 644 amino acids. Gene Ontology annotation, molecular function: transmembrane transporter activity. The record is from RefSeq and is a predicted model, not a curated record.